CAGAGGAGUGCGGAACAGACCAGGGAGGCAUGUUCUCUUCCAAGUGGAAUACUGGCUUGGGGCUCGCCAGCCUUUUGGGAUUUCCUAUAGGAUCUUAGAAGCCUCGAAAGCAGCGGUGUGAAGGGCAGCACCACUUCAGGACCAAGGAGCCUAAAAUCCUAUUCUCCCCGUCCGUCAGGUCCCAGUUCAUACUACAUGGGUGCACAUGGCUCUGUUACGAAAAGUUAAUCAAGUGCUGCUUCUCCUUCUGAUUGGGACCCUCUGUGGGAUCGUGUACAAGAAAGUCCAUAAAGGGGCUGUGCUCAGGAGGGAAGCAGAUGCUGCUGCCACAACUCCAGAGGAUGGAGAAGAGGAGAUUCCAGUGGUGAUUUGUGCAGCUGCUGGGCGCAUGGGCGCGGCCAUGGCCGCCAUCAACAGCAUCUACAGCAACACGGAUGCCAACAUCAUCUUCUACGUGGUUGGGCUGCGCAACACCCUGCCUCGAAUUCGAAAAUGGAUUGAGCAUUCUAAACUGAAAGAAAUAAACUUUAAAAUUGUGGAAUUCAACCCUGUAGUCCUCAAAGGAAAGAUUCGACCUGAUGCUUCAAGGCCUGAGUUGUUGCAGCCUCUAAACUUUGUUCGAUUUUAUCUCCCUCUGCUUAUUCACCAACAUGAGAAAGUCAUCUAUUUGGACGACGACGUAAUUGUCCAAGGUGACAUCCAGGAACUAUAUGAUACCACCUUGGCUGUAGGCCAUGCAGCGGCUUUCUCAGAUGACUGCGAUUUUCCCCCUGCUCAGGACAUCAAUAGACUCGUGGGGCUGCAGAACACAUACAUGGGCUAUCUGGACUACCGGAAGAAGACCAUCAAGGACCUUGGCAUCAGCCCCAGCACCUGCUCUUUCAAUCCUGGUGUGAUUGUUGCCAACAUGACUGAGUGGAAACACCAGCAUAUCACCAAACAGUUGGAGAAAUGGAUGCAAAAAAACAUGGAGGAAAAUCUCUACAGCAGCUCCCUGGGAGGAGGGGUGGCCACCUCGCCCAUGCUCAUUGUAUUCCAUGGGAAAUACUCCACCAUCAACCCUCUGUGGCACAUCCGGCACCUGGGCUGGAAUCCAGAUGCCAGAUAUUCGGAGCACUUUCUGCAGGAAGCUAAGCUACUCCACUGGAAUGGAAGACAUAAACCAUGGGACUUUCCUAGUGUCCACAACCACUUAUGGGAAAGCUGGUUUGUUCCUGAUCCUUCAGGGAUAUUUAAACUCCAUCACAACAGCUGAUAUAGCCCGACAUUUAAAAUAUUCCCCAGUGUAAAAAUGUAGAAUUUUUGUACCUUACUACAAUAUUGUUCCUUACGUACCUUUGAUAUCUGUGACCCACAAUGUAAGAAACAAAAACUGUGUAAAACUGUACCUUAAACCAUGUCAGCAUUCAUUUAGUAUAUGAAGUACAAGUGUUAGUCAUGCCUGUGUGUAUGUGUGACAGAGAAUGAGUGGGGGACUGCAGGGGGAGGGGGGAAGAGACAGAGCCUAGCUAGGUAUCCCAGUCAGGCUGGCCUUGAAUUUGAGAUCUUCCUUAGUCUCUGAAGGCUGGGAUUACAGGGUGCGCAGCAGGUAUGUACCCCAGUACUCAGCACAAGUGUAAACUAUGAAAAUCAAGAUUAUGGUGGAAAUAAAUCUAUUUAGAUACCAGCAACUAAUUUGCUUAUUAACUCUAAUGACAAUUACACCCACGAGUUUUUUUUAAAGCUUCUAAAUAUUUUUUAUGUAUGUGGGUAAUUUUUAAUAAGUUGUCAACCUUGUUUUUAUUAAACUAUGAAAUAUAAACAGACUCCUGUAAAAAUAAAAUAUAGAUUUUUAAUGAUUUUCCUCAUGUACAUUAUUCUACAUGUUAAAUAAAGUAAACUGAUCUCAGAUUUAAAAGAGAAACAGUUCAUUAAGCUUUAAAGAAGAGUGAGGGUUGGAGGCAUGGCUCAGUUGGUAGACUGCUAGCCAAUGAGCAAGUGUCAGGAUCAAGUUAGAGUUCCAGUCUCAGACUUUAAAAAAUCCACCUGUACCUGAGCUAGGGUUCAAGUGGCAGAGCACCUGCCUAGCAAGUUUGAGGCCUUGAGUUCAAAUCCUAGUACCCCCUUAC
This is a messenger RNA of Perognathus longimembris pacificus (Pacific pocket mouse), 2108 nucleotides long. RefSeq names its product glycosyltransferase 8 domain containing 2 (gene Glt8d2). Gene Ontology annotation, molecular function: glycosyltransferase activity. Lineage: Eukaryota; Metazoa; Chordata; Mammalia; Rodentia; Heteromyidae. Bases 206 to 1255 code for a protein of 349 amino acids. Gene Ontology annotation, cellular component: Golgi apparatus. The transcript is spliced from 10 exons. The record is from RefSeq and is a predicted model, not a curated record.